CGAUCCUCCCUCAUAUCCGCCACACAAAACGACGAGCAUCAGCGUUCAAUUCCCGCAUCGACUCACUAUCGUCAAUUUUUUCGCCAGUCAAGAAUGAGACACGAUCCUUUGCCAUUAUGAGCGGAGUCGGACUUGAGGUCCUGUUGGAGGACCUCAUUCCUGAGAUCGCGUAUUCUGGACAAAAAGGAGUCUCGAUAACUGAGUUGCUGAAGAUUGUUCGGCGAUAUCACCUCAGCCUCAAUGGCCAGGAUGCGUCAUCUCACGACGACGCAGCCGGCGGGCUGCGGGGAUCGAUUGACGAUGCCGACAUUGAGAAGACCCUUACAGAAGCCGAGAUGGCAUCCGCCCGCUGGGCUUGGGACUGGCUGCGUUCCCGACCGCAGAUUCUCAUCAACGGCAACAGGCGCUGGAAUCGACUCGAAUUGAGCGAAGCCCUCGCCUUGCCAGAAGCCGACUCGGUCGACCCAGCCAUCGCCUCCGCAUCGGCUCAUGGCAAAGAAAUCGACCAUGCCAAAGGCGACAAGUCCAAAAAGACGCUCACCACCAGGCCAAGGAUUUACCCAGCCGAAGAUCUGGUUUGGCAGACCUUGACUCGCCAUGGCGUUGAUUACAAACGGGUACCUGCCCUAGAGUGGGCCUGCCUCCAGGGUAUCGCGUCAUCCAGGUCGGAGGGCAUCCUCCAGAGUGACCUCCGGCGCCUUGUUGACCAGGACAAGAGGUCGCUUCCGAAGCGCACAGAUUCGCUUGCUCGGAAAGGCUAUAUUGCCAAGCGGACAGUCGUGGUCCAGAAGAUGAAGACCAGCCGACUCUGGCUCAUCGACUUUGCCCCUCCUCUAGUCGAGGCGGAAACUCACGGCCUUGACCUAUCCCCCGAGACGCUAAGCAAAGACCUAGAACCCGUGCCCUGGCAUGGGCGGUGGACCGGUAACAACAUCGACAUGGACGCCCUUGGUAGAACCGCCGUGGGCGUCGUCAAGGCCUUCAACGUCAUCCGGUACGCGGACCUGAGACUCAAAAUGGGCGUAUCGGGCAAACGGUGGCAGAUGAAGACCCUGGCCAAGAACUGCCAGCGGCUAGUUGAUAUCGGUGUUCUGAAAUACACGGCCGCCUCAUUCCCGGGUUCGCGCAAGAUCUUCAAGGAUUGUCUUAAAUUCGUGCGGGACCCCAGUGCUGAAGAAUGGGACAAGUUCCUCGCAACCGGGAAGAAGACAUCACUCUACUCCGACCCUACGAGGCAUCGAGAGCCAAAACCGAACGCACUUGCUCUCUACGGCAAGUCGGGUGAGGACGGCCAGGGAAGUGGCGAUGCCCGGUCCAAGGUCAGGCGCAUCUUCAGCGGCUGGACUCCCGAGAAGCCCCUUGCCCAGACAGUCUUCGAGGUCAUUCGGAGUGCCGGUCCAGAAGGGGCUUCCAAUCCUCAGGUUAGCGUGGCUACGGUCGGCUACCAGCAUCGGCGUUAUCUCUCCAGCUAUCUCACAAAGGUCGCCGAAACCCAGCAACCGCCGCAUCUCAAGAAGUUCCAAGUCGUGAGCAAGCUCGUGCGCACCGGCAAGACUUCGGCUUAUAUGUUCUCGGCCCCCGGGGCGACAGGACAAGCGGCCCUUCCCGGAAUUGACGAGAGAGAAUCCACGACGGAUCAAGUUGCAACAGGGGACCUUGAAGACUCCACGUCGGCGGAUCCAUAUGGCUUUGGGACAGUACGACCCAAAGCUUUCAGCUCGAGUGAAGACUUUACGCUCUCAGACAUGUCGCGGAUUGCUAGGAAGUCCAAGCCCUCAGCCAAGCGAAAGCUCUUACCUCGCAUCAGACCGGAAUACGUGUCCACAGCCGAGGGUUCUACUGGGGGAACGGCAGGACAGGAUGCAGUAGUACCGGAUCGAGAAGAGCAUAAUGUCCAAUCCGCGUCCGCCGGAUCUCUGAAGCGUCCCUUUGACGAGAUGACAGCCAGCCAUGAAGGCGUCGAGGAAAAUCCGGUCAACCCAUCAGAUCCCCAAGAGCAGGGUACAGUGUCAACAUCCACAACGCUCGACAAAGCCGCCAAUGUGCCAACAGAUGAAGAGCUCGUUCUGAAUGUCCGUUAUAACGGUGUUCCUGGGAAGCUGCAGUUAGACCGUGCGCAGCGUAAAGUCACUUUCACGAGAUCCGGAAGAGGUCUCAAGAAGCCUGUGACCAUUCCCGUUGACAGCAACCUCGAUGAGCCGGCAAUACAAGAUGUCCCAGGCGGUGACGAGAAGGUCCUGCUCCUCACAACGAGGGAAAAGGACGGGUUGCAGCCCCAGACAUAUCCGUUCAACUUCGACACGGACAGCCAGAACAGUGCCGUCUGGAUUCAGCAAGAGGUCACCAGGAUGAGAUCACCUGACUAUCAAGAGCCGUCACCGGAGAAAAGUGCUGGUACCUCGGAGGAGAUCACGGUUGUGGCUGUUUCUUCCGAGCCACCUCGUGGCAGAGGGCAUGGUGCCGGUCGAGGCAAGGGCAAGAGGGGGCAGGCCUCAUCCGCCGGAGCAAAACCAUAUGUGUGCGAACUGUGUGGUGGUUCCUGGAAGAAUGACAUUGGCCUCAAGUACCACCAACAAAAAGCUCAAGUCUCCUGCAAUCCGAAUUUCGACCCCGCCGUGCUGCUCGAGCGUUCACGCAAGCGUCGCAGGCUUACUCCCGUACCACCGUCCGACGCGAAUAGCGAAGCGGGCGAAGAAGAUGGCAUAGGGCGUACGCGCAAGCCUAAGGGCGGGAAUAAAGGGGAGAAAAGGACUUUUCACCUACAUUCCAAAGUUCGGGCUGCUAUGCGCUGCGUACGGGGCCCAGCUCACAAGUUCCGUGGUUUGAAUUUGCCUGACGCCGGCGACGAGGAAACAGUAGACUGGGAACUGGAACGGCCAAAAAACAUGCCAGCCGGCAUGUCUGGAUCAGAAGGGCCUGGAUUGGCCUGGAACAAUACGGUUCCUCCGUCCUCCUCAAGCGCUCUUGGGCCAGGGACACCUUUCAACGCCGAAACUCGCCCCCAAACCCCCGCUGGUGUUUUGUCAUACACAGAACACAUGCACGAAGCUGAAGGUGACGCAGCUCAGAAGAGCUCAGCUUCUGUUGGAGACAGUGCGACUGCGAUGGUUGCUGGCGAUAAGCCGCUCGAGAAAGGGCUUUCUCGCCCCACCGCAUCGACAGCGCUCUGGCGCUCUCGAGCAUCUGAGGGCGCUCCGAUGACUGGCGCCCCAUUCAGCAACAAGGAGGCCUCCCGUACCGAACCAGAAGAAUUCACUCCGCAGCCUUCAGGGAAGGCGCCUUAUCCGGAUGAAUACGGGGAGGGUUCGCCGUCGAGACAAGACCUUGGGCGCCACCAGUCAGAGCCGCCCAAAAGCGAAUAUCCUGAGCCCCCUUAUCCACAGGACGUGCAAGAGCUUGGGACAGCAGAGACUUCUACGUCACUUCCCGACCAGGGCCUUUACAAGCCAUUCACCCGCUCUUCCAAUUACGAACGCAUGACCAGCGAUGCUAAGAGAAGAACGGCCCAGGCCUUCGACAUCAUCAACUAUCUCCUGGACAACAAUCUCGGCGUCUUCCCUGGCGACAAGGCACUAUUCUACGCCCUGACAAAUGUCUUUUUGAAAGAAUUUAAGAAUCAGAUGCCUCCCACCUGGAAGAACUGCACGAGUGCGGUCAAGGCUCUGGAGAAUCGGAAGCUUGCCAGCGUUCACACCCACAUGCUCAAAACGGAGAGGGGACGGCUGCAGACAUGUACCCUCCUCAUCAGGACCGGUGUAGACCCAAAUGGGAUCAUCGCAACCAGGAUGAAGCAAAAAAUGCGCGAAUCAUACCCAGGCAUCUUCAUACCGCCUGCGUUUUCCCCGACCCAGGAAGAGCUAGCCUUGCUGCAGGAACUAGACAGAAAGACCCAUGACAAGAAUAUCGUCAACAGCAAACCGAACACCAACGGGCAAAAGUUCCGUAGCAGACGCAAGAUCGAGGACGUUGAAAUCUUCGACGCGCCUUACUACAAGAACACGGCCCCUGUCAUCAGCCCAAGGAAGGAUCCCCUUUGGAUUCGGGACACCGAGCGGCUGGCAGAAGAGGGAACUGGUGUACGGAAGCGGCCAGUUGGUGACGAUACUUGGACCGAGCCUCCCCAAAAGAAGGCGAGGACGGAUCCAGAGGCCGAUGCAUAUCCCGACAUACCGGUGGACCCGAGCAUUAUUGGAGAUACGCAAUCAAUAUCGCAGCCGGAUCAGCGGGACGGACACUCUGUGCUCGAAGCAAUAAAGACGUACAGUCUCCUACCGGUCAAACCGGGCUCUCGCGGCAGCCGUCGGAGGCUAUCCUAUCCGUACAAACCGUUGGCCAAACUCUCGCCGGAGCUUGGUAGAACCAGGAACCCAGGUUUGAGGAGUUUGCCCGACGAAUUUUUCAAAAACCUUCCAUCUCCCGCAGCCGUCCAGUUUGUCUCACCCGAGGUGCUGAUGCUAGAGCCCAAUACAAGUCUGGAGGAUGAGGACGAGGAACAAGCUCAAGAGCGUCAGGGUCAAAGCCAGGUCUCGAGCCGGGAGACUACCGAAGGUAGUGUCGGCGAGGUGGAAGUUGAGGCAGAGGUUGAGAAAGCAAUCGAGGAACCUAAGGCGUUCAGAUUUACUUCGCCCGCCGUUCUUGAGCCGAUGUCCAAGGGGACUUGGCCCGAUCUGACCCUGGGCUUCUUUGAGCACUACGAAGGCAGCUUCGCCCUCAAUGGCUGGAUGCCUAGCUUGAAGUGGCUCCAGACUCAGAAUCUUCCGACCAGCACGGAGGAGAUGGCACAGAAACAAAAAGCCGACAGAAUCAAACUACGUGGCUGGGUUGACAAGGAGUAUGCCAAAUUCUGCUCCGUCGUCAAUCAAUGCGCGGCAUGGGAGCAGUCCCGGGUCGGCACUGCAGUCAUGCUGGGCGGCAAGGUGCCUCCCGGGUUCAGCUACAUCAAUGUCUCUCCGCCUGCGUCAAAGGCGAAUUCGAAGCCCAUAACUCUGGCGUGGUCAGACGAGACGCAGUACGACCUUGAGACUCUUCCCUACGAGGAACUGGAAGACGAUGACUACGGAGAUGUCACGUGUGUUGAGGACUCUGAGAGAGCUGCCAGAGACGGUGAGCCAUCGUCCAAGAAGCGUCGCCCGCAAAAGGCUCCUGGGCAGGUGCGGCGGAUGCAGGGCAGGCCUCCCAAGCUCAAGCUCACGGCUAUCAAGACGAUGCGUGAACAUACGGCGUACCCACGAUCAGAAGAAGAUUUCCUGCGGGGCGACGGGGAAGAGCUCGACUGGUCAAGCGAGAAUGUCCGGUUGGCGGCGUUCGUUGCCGUGACUACCCUGCUUGGUGGCGUGGACAGGGUCGUAGAUUGGGGACUGAUGAUGAGGCUCGUGCCUGACCAAACGAUAAGCCAGCUGCGGCACUACUGGUGUGCGCUAAAGAAAGACCGGCUGUCGACCAUCGUCGGCCUGACGGAAAAGUUCCGGCGGGCGUUCCUCAAGGCGUACGAAAACAACGAGAUCCCGCCCAUCGACUACGAUAAUGUGCUGGCCUACGACUGGAAAUCCCUAAUCAAGUGGACGACCAAGCUUGACAUGGCCGAACGGAGGAUGUUGCCUUCGACGCGCAAAGAGCUGGAUGACAAGUUCGUUGUGACCAAAUUCAGACAUGGCAACCGCCCUUGGAGGGAGGCCUUCUAUCACCCCCAACGAUCCAUCUUCAACAAGUUCCAGGACGCGACAUCUGAAUCUCUCGCCCUACCGGUGGAUAACAACCCGGAACCGAAGCUAAGCACCGAUAUGAUCGUGGCCAUGUCCUGGACGCGGUCGCUCUGCGUGACGCCAGUUGAAGCGUACCCAGCCGAGGCCGUCGUCCGGAGGCGCAACAGCUUGUUCCCUAACCGCGCAAAAACCGAGAUCACCGAGUUGAUGAUCAAGGGCGUCGACCAGCUGCAGCGGCAGGGCGUCAUCUCCAAAUCGUCUUCGAAAUGGUCCAACGGUCGCCGCUGGCGUUUCAACACACGGGUCAUCGAUGCCCUCGAGAAAGCAGCGCAGCAGGAGAAGUUUGCCAAAGCGACCCAGUUCAAGAAGGAGCUCGAUCAGGCCUUCCGCGCGGGUGAGACGAAGAAACGGGUCACCUACAUCACCAACGACGGCAUGAUCAUGGCCCUGUUGAACCUGCAGGCCAAUGGCCGGGUGCGCGUCGAAACAACAGGCCAGCCGUACGUGCCCAUGGGCCACGAACCAGGAAAUUACGAAACCCGCAAGUACACAAAAAAGUACAUGCACUUCCGCCUCGACAUCGUUCCGACCGACUCCUACCUCUACGAUGAAGUCACCAUGACGGCCGCUGAAGGCGAAGCAUGGAAGGGAAGGGAAGACACCACCCUCGCCGACCUACGCAGCCGCAUCAAGGCAACGCCACCACCGACCUGCGGCCCGGGGGGCGCCGUGCCCGUCUGGUGCGACGUCUUCGGCAAGGUGGACGUGGAUCGCUGGCUCAAGUACCUUAGUGCGGUGCUGAUCACGCUGGCGUCGCGAGGGUCGAUGCGCGCCGAGGAGCUCACCGAGACGCUCAAGCCCGUCAUCAUGUUGUUCGAGACGGAACUGAUCAUGGAAUGGUUGGCGGGCCUGGGGCUGCUGAAGCCGCAGAUGGGCGCUAUGGCGCCGGCUGUCAUGGAGUGGUGGUGGGUUGCGGUGGAGGUGCAGAGGGAAGGGUUGUCAGAGAAGGGAAAUGUUGCCACCGCCGCCGCCGCUACUGGUGGUACUCCUUCUGGAGUCAAUGGUGAUGGAACUGGAGAGGUGAGAGCGAUUGUGGGUGAAGAUGGAAAAUGAACGUUUGAGCAGCGAGAUGCAGCGGAAGGCGCUCCCUCUGGGUCGGCCGGGCAAGAACUCUUAAGGGAACAGUCCAAGGGUGAGGUGGUAAUUUGUUUGAUUUUAUGUAACAGUUCAAAAAAUCUGCUGGGUUGUCUCUUGGGGACUCGG
This is a messenger RNA of Thermothelomyces thermophilus ATCC 42464, 6965 nucleotides long. RefSeq lists its product as uncharacterized. Bases 117 to 6815 code for a protein of 2232 amino acids. Lineage: Eukaryota; Fungi; Ascomycota; Sordariomycetes; Sordariales; Chaetomiaceae. Gene Ontology annotation, molecular function: DNA binding. Gene Ontology annotation, biological process: transcription initiation at RNA polymerase III promoter; 5S class rRNA transcription by RNA polymerase III. The record is from RefSeq and is a predicted model, not a curated record. Gene Ontology annotation, cellular component: transcription factor TFIIIC complex. The transcript is spliced from 3 exons.